This is a messenger RNA of Fraxinus pennsylvanica, 405 nucleotides long. The record is from the annotation of a GenBank genome assembly. Lineage: Eukaryota; Viridiplantae; Streptophyta; Magnoliopsida; Lamiales; Oleaceae.
AUGGAAGACACACCUGUAGCUGGAUACUCUAUUCCAAAAGGUAGUCACGUAUUAUUGAGUCGUAUAGGUCUUGGUCGAAAUCCGAGAAUAUGGGAAGAGCCUUUGAAGUAUAAGCCUGAGCGUCACCUCAAAGAUGAUGGCUCAGAUGUUGUUCUUGUUGAUUCUGAAUUGAACAUGUUAUCGUUUAGCACUGGAAAGCGAGGAUGUGCAGGUGUUGUGCUUGGUUCUACCAUGACCACAAUGUUAUUUGCUAGACUUCUUCAUGGUUUCACUUGGAACGCCCCACCUGAUGAGCCAAUUAUUGACUUAACUGAGUCUGAGUGUGAUACCUUGCGUGCCAAGCCAUUGUUUGCACUAGCAAAACCCCGAUUGCCUUCAAACGUUUAUCAGCAACUUCAAAAUUAA